CUUCUCCGCAGUCCGCCCUAUAUAUUUCGCAACAGUAAAACGGAAGGAACCGGCCAAAGUUACGACGUCGCGAACCGUGUCGGAGAAAGCAAGCGAACCCAGAGAUCUCAUCUUCUCCCUUCGCUGUCCCCACCUUAUCCGCUCGUCGACUCCAACACAGUAAUUGAAGCAAUCCAAGGAUCUUUCUUUCGAGGAGGAGGAACAACGAUGGUUAAAGCAAAGCAUCAAAAGCACAAACCCAACAAACAAUCCCACAUCAAGAAGCAUGGAAAGCAGGGUGACAUUUCUGAGUUUCAUGCUCAGCUUGAUGCAUUAGGUUUAAAGAUUUUUCAAGUUACAGCAGAUGGUAAUUGUUUCUUCAGAGCGUUUGCAGAUCAGGUCGAAGGCAAUGAGGAGGAGCAUCAAAGGUACCGGAGUAUGGUGGUACAAUUCAUUUUGAACAAUCGCGAAAUGUUUGAGCCCUUUAUUGAAGAUGAUGUAUCAUUUGAUGAGUACUGCCAGUCCAUGGAAAAGGAUGGCACAUGGGCUGGAAAUAUGGAAUUGCAAGCGGCUUCUCUUGUUACUCGUACUAAUAUUUGCAUACAUCGAAAUAAGUCACCUCGUUGGUACAUACGAAAUUUCGAUAGCCAUGAAGCUCAGAUGGUCCAUUUAUCUUAUCAUGAUGGGGAACAUUAUAACAGUGUACGGUUAAAGGAAGACACUAGCAAUGGACCAGCUAGGCCAAUUAUUAUUAAGGCUGAUGCUGAUCUUUCAGCAAUAUCCUGCAAAGCAAAAGCUGCAGUGACAAAAUCAAAGGGGGGAGCUGGGAAAAACGUUAUCCAUGCUGAUUCCAUUAAAUUGGUCAUGGCUGGAAGUGGAUGUGAGGAUGCCAAAAAAGUUGAACAGAUUUUACAAGAAUUUGGUGGUGAUGUUGAUGCAGCAAAUGAGUUUCUCAUAGCAGAACAAGCCACAGCAGACUACUUGGCUGAAAGUGAUAAACUUUCUUGUCCGGCAGAUUCUUCUCAUGGCAUCUUUGAAAAUGGGAACUAUGAGCAGCAGACCGAAGAACUUAAAGACAAUUCAUGCAUGUCAGAACAAUCUUGUGAUAAGGAAACAACUCAUGAUAGUGAAAGUUCACAUAAGGAUGAGAAGAAAGUCGCAAGAAACAAGGUCUGUCCAUGUGGUUCAAAGAAGAAAUACAAGGCUUGUUGUGGAUCAGUUUCGGGGAGAUCCUCCAAAUUCACAAUCAUCCAAACAGUUGAUUACAGCAAGAGUCGGAAGGAUAGAAUGCAAGGUAAGAAAAGUGGAUCUAAAGAUGUCGCAAACUCGUGUGGGGGUGAAGGGGCGCCUGAUGUGGGUGCACUGUGUAUUUGAACGAUCUAUGGAGGUGGUGUUGCUAUUGCCAAGUGAAGAUCUUUAUGGGUUUUUCUUUGUAAUAUUUUCCCUUUUCUGUGGAACCAUGAAGUUUUCUAAUAGGGAAGAAGUCAGAUCUCUGUCAGCUAGAGUUUGUCAUUCACAUUUACAUCAAGAAAACAUGAAUUAUAUCCUGUGUCAGUGACGAUGUGUAUAGUAUCUGAGUUAAUAGUUAGAUGUUUCAUAAGUCUUCUGGGAGAAGGUCUAUAUGCUACUGCAAUCCAAAUUGAUCUGUUGCAGUGUCAGGUCAGUUAUGAAUUUCAUCUUAUUGUUCUGGCCAUAUUGUAGACGUUUUUUUCUGUUCGGGCAUGAAACACUUUGGUCUUGAUUGUCAUGCGUUAGCAAGUUCAAGUUUUCACCAGUGCCUCGUAAAUCUAAUUGAUUCUGCUUCAUAUUCUCCCGUUUUAAUACCAAAGGAAUCCCCUCUGAUUUUCCUCCCCAUAAACAGCAGCGUGCCAGAUCAUGAUUUGCUUAUCCAUCUAUUUAUCUCCAAUUAUAUUUCUGUGCCGUUCCUGUAUUUUGCAUUGUGUUUUCGGGACCUGAUUUGCUUUGCGUUCUUUGCAGUGACCAGAUGCGCUAAUAGGAUACGGUUCUCUAAGCUAUAGUCCCAGCUGAUGAAAUUGCUUUUCAGGUCUACUUGAUUUAUUUUCUCACUUGGGGAUGCACGAUUAUGUGCUUUACGUGUCGGACUACGAAGGAAAAACGUGAGGUGAGGGGUUGAACUUCCUACAAUCUGGCCUUUUUUGGGAAAUGGAUAGGAGGGGCGAAGAGGAAGCUGGAAUUCGCACUGAUAAGACUGAAAUGGCGGCAUCAUUUUUCGUACCCUUGGCUCCCAAGUCAUGGCUCAAUUGGUUUACCCUCUAGACCUCAAUUCAUUUCUGAAAGAAAGCGUGAUUGGAAUAUCUUCUUUCUCAGCUUCUUCAUCCUGUUAUGAUGAACUAAUGACAACGACAUGAGUGAAAUUUGUGAAAUUUCAAAAGGAUAUAGAAGACUUUCCAAGAAGAUUUGAGGCUGGUUUAUUUGAAUCUGAUCUCAGAAAGCGAAGAAGAGGUUGCGUUCAACAGGAAGUCUCUAUUUGGUUGUAGUUUCCAAAAUGGGUUUGCACGAAAGAUUAUAGAAACAUGUUUUUGUUGCUAGCUUUCUGUUGCUCCAUUUAGAGGGAUUUCCGCCAACUAAUUUCUCCGUACAAAUUCCGAAAAGGCUGCAGGCUUGCUAAUUCGGCUUCCUCCUUUCUUCUCAGCCAAGAAUCUGAAACUAUUGAAAUCACCUCGUUUGAUUAAAUAGCUUGAGGUGGUGAACAAAGUCUUUCAGCUUCCUUCAAGCCUUCACCCCAGAAACGGAUCCGGGGAUGGUGCCAAGCAGAUCCCUGUCGAAUGGGUGCAGGGUGCAUCUAGAUCAUCUAUUUUGGCAAUCAAUGGUCCGGACUCUUCCUUGGAACAAUUAGUUUUUAAUCCGGACCGUUGAAAAUACUUUUGUCCGGAUGCGCCUACACCUGUGGCAGGAACCGCUUGGCAGCAUCAGGGAGCCCAGCAAAGCUUUUCUACAUGCGAGAAACUUGACUUUGAGAAAGAAGGGGAUGCUCACUACAGCACGUCAGCAUCUUCCAAAGAUGUUUUCAAAUUCUUGAGAGCUAUUUGUUUUGCUGAAAAUGGAGAUGAUAUACUAACAAUCGAGUGAGUCUGUAUCUAACAAAAUACAGUUGUACUUCUUUCGUCCCAAUUUGUUUGUCCGUUCUGGAGUCCGUAACACUUUUAUAUUGCUUAUAACUUUAAAUUUUGUAUGCUUUUUUGUGCUU
Molecule: messenger RNA, 3187 nt
Organism: Rhododendron vialii
Lineage: Eukaryota; Viridiplantae; Streptophyta; Magnoliopsida; Ericales; Ericaceae
Product: OVARIAN TUMOR DOMAIN-containing deubiquitinating enzyme 7
Exons: 11
Coding region: 208-1353 (381 amino acids)
Biological process (GO): protein deubiquitination
Molecular function (GO): cysteine-type deubiquitinase activity
Source: RefSeq, a predicted model, not a curated record